CUACAGUACUGUGGGAGACGCCGCGAGCCUGCUCCCUGUCGCAUUCUAGCUUCUUCAAUGCCUUAAGUUCCAAUCUAUGCGGCAACUGGCAGCUUGCCUCACUGCAAGUUUCCCUUCAACCUUUCUUCGUCCUUCUGACCUUCAAGUCGCUCGCUUGCAUCCAGCGAUAGUAUCCGUCGAUAUCCUUCGACCUUCUUCUCUGCUCAAGGGCACGAUCUUCUUCCCCUCCGCAACCCGCAGUGCUUUGCUCAGACGAGACGGCGCACACAGACCUCCGUGCCCGCCCAUGCCUGGUUGGCUUUACUGAUCGCAGGUUGUUGGCUACUAGUAUCCUGCACCCCGACCUUUAAGUCCAAAAACGUCGCAGUUCUUGAUUCGGCCUGGUUAGUCUCAUUCUCCGACUUCUUCCUGAACGGCUACCAAAACACUGUAUGAUGCAUGUAUUUGCAUUUGCAUUUCCAUUCAUGCCUAUCACUCUGUCCGCCUUCUUGACGUGGCACGGACUUCAGCUGACCCAAGCGUUCCAGACCCGAGCAGCAUCCUGAACCCCACCCUCACCAGACUUCUCCCAAGGGCCUUCUCGAGCCCAAAACGAAACGCUGCAAAUCUCGACAAUCUCCUCUUGCCGUUACACACGAGUGCCUCCGAGACACUGCGAAACGAUCUCUGCGUGACAAGCAUCGCUUUUCUUUACCAAUCGAUCGGCCAAGCGAUGAGAUAGAGCACGGGGUCGGUCCUUGCUUCAAGUCCGCGGACAUGACGGCCGUCGAUCCCAGCGGGCCUUUGGUGGCAGAGAGCAUCAUAUCUGCGGGCAAAACAAAUUGGAAUUUAAUGCAUGCGAAUUUGCAAACAUGGAAAGCCCCUGCCAAACUUCUCGAUGACGACUCCUACAACACCACGGUCCUACAGUUGAACCCCUCGACGUCCGAGGAUGAUCUUGACGACCGGGUUGCGCUGGAGGCACAAAGUCUCGGCUUGUUACCACAUUCUGUUGUGUCGGACUUGGUUGCUAUCACCUCCUCCCUGUCUACGGUCACGGUAGCUUCCGACUCCAUCAACCAGAGCUCAAUCCAAUCCCAAUCUACAGGCCAGAUAUCCUGUGCUUCGAGUGAUCACCGUCCGCUUACGCGAUCGUCUCAAGUCUCCGACCGCUCGCCUACACACUCCGAAUCUCCUUCAUUUCAGUCAGAAGGAGAUACGAGAAGGAACUCGCCUUUAAGACGAGGCCUGAGGAAGAUGACAGGAUUUCGAAAGAAAAGAUCAGGCUCGACAGCUCUUGCAUCACCAACAUUGACGAGCAUCAGUAGUGAUACGGACACACAACGCAGUGAAGAAGCAUCCAUCGACAUGAAAAGCCCGUUGUCGAUCAAGUCGAGCAAGAGUUCGUGGUCGCAACCAUUGUCAGUCAGCAAGCCGAGCUAUGAGCAACCCUUGCCCUUCGAUGAAGAUGCCACCAAAAGGAGCAUUGAAUGUCGACGCUUGCUGAACCUUCGAAUGAGUCAAAUGGACGAAAUGGCGCGCUUCCUCGAGUUCCAGUCCUCUCUGAUAUCGAAGCUGAGGGCUCAGAAAGAAGAUUUCAAGAGGCAGAGACAGGCGGACCACGAAAGGAUACUUUCCGAGCAAAGCCUAAAGAACGAGCAAGCCGUUGAAGAACUCGAAGCCCGUCAAUUGGAGGAGGAGAUGAAGAUGCAAAAAGAGCAUGAGCUGGAGAAGAGAGCCGUAAUGGUGCGGCUGCGACACAUGGAAGCCUAUUGUCACAAUCCCACGCCACCACCAGAGAUCAUCAGCCCGGCUUCCGGACGUUCAUCAACGGAUUCCAGCUUUCCGGAGAGAAGAGUCACGGACAAAGAUUAUCACAACCUUGCGCAACAAUAUCGUGAACGCGAUGCUAUGGAUACCUUGCAUACCUCCAAGAUCAAUGUCCUACGAGGCAGGCAGAAAAAGGCCGUCGAGAAAUUGAUGGCCAAAAAAGAGGGCGAGCUCAAAAAGUUGGAACUAGAACAAGAGAAACAGCUCCAGGCCAUUGACCAAGCCUUUGGUGCCCAAGAAGCCGAUCUGAGGUUGGCUCUCGAAGCGAAGCGUAUCAGACUUGAAACGAGGUGGAAGACGCAAGCAUUGAUUGAACGGACCAAGAUGGAGAAGGCCACGGGCUUGACUUACGCUCCAUUGCCCGAUGUCAUCGCUAUCGAGGAUUCUAAUGCUACAGGUCUCGCCCUUUGACGACCCCUGGACGCGACAAUGAUCUACUUCCGGCCCAGCAUACCAGUGGUGGCUUCAGCUCUGUUGUUGGGCUCAUGAUGGCUUUUCUGAAAAUUCUGGCGCAAGUUCAUUUUCAAAGCUGUGCUUCACGCCGACAGAUACCCCUUGCUUGUCUGUUCUUGUCGAAUGUACCAUACUAGUUCUGCGCUGUGGAGGUCACUGAAGGCUCUUGCAGGCGAGUGCCGACCUAUAAUGGAGAUGUACGGUGAAUGAGACGGAGAAGAAUGAAAAGAAGCUAGCAUAUCACGCUUCAACGACUGCUACGAAAUGUCGGUAGAACGGGUUUCAGGGCCAAUAUGUACACAGUAUACGACAGUGAUGAAUGAGACGGAGUUCCAAAAUCAGAUGCCAUUAAUGAAGCUUUGUCGUCACAAGAUUGACACGAUACUCCUGUUC
This is a messenger RNA of Exophiala xenobiotica, 2655 nucleotides long. RefSeq lists its product as uncharacterized. Lineage: Eukaryota; Fungi; Ascomycota; Eurotiomycetes; Chaetothyriales; Herpotrichiellaceae. Bases 757 to 2220 code for a protein of 487 amino acids. The record is from RefSeq and is a predicted model, not a curated record. The transcript has 2 exons.